AGUUCAAAAAAUCUUCUCAUUGCUGCCACUUCUUAACUUGCUCGUUUCACUCUCCGACUCACCGUGCCAACCGAGUCAACUCACCACCACAAGCAAUGGCUGCACCCACCAAACCAACCAUUCCAUGGAAGCUCCGCGUAAUGACAUCUCUGCUUUCUCUCCUUCUCAAAGCCUCCCGCCGCUCUAACGGCACCGUCAACCGCCGUCUCUUCAACCUCUUCGACCCCCAGCUCCCUCCUAACCCAAACUCUAUCGACGGCGUCACCACCUCCGACGUCACUGUCGAUGCCACACGCAACCUCUGGUUUCGCCUCUUCUCCCCCACCACUUCCGCCUCUGCCGCCACCCUUCCUGUCGUCGUCUUCUUCCACGGCGGCGGCUUCGCGUUCCUCUCCCCGGCCUCAACCAGGUACGACGCUUUCUGCCGCUCCCUGUGCCGCUCCAUCAACGCCGUCAUCAUCUCCGUUAACUACCGCCUAGCCCCCGAACACCGUUACCCUUCCCAAAACGACGAUGGUUUCGACGUCGUUAAAUACCUCGACGAAAACGGCGCCACUUUGGGUAACGUUGGUAAGUGCUUUUUAGCGGGUGAUAGUUCGGGCGGGAACACAGCGCACCACGUGGCAAUUCGGGUUUGCAAAGAGAGGCUCCGAUUCGUGAGAGUAAUCGGGUUGGUUUCGAUUGAACCGUUUUUUGGAGGGCAAGAGCGAGUCGAAUCAGAGAUCCGAAUCACGCAAGACCCGUUGGUUUCGUUGGAUGCAACCGAUUGGUAUUGGAAGGCCUUUUUGCCCAACGGGUCGGACCGUGACCACGAAGUGGUUAAUGUGAGUGGACCAAAUGCGGUGGAUAUUUCCGGUUUGAACUAUCCAAAGACGCUUUUGGUUGUGGCGGGUUUUGACCCAUUAAAGGAUUGGCAAAGAAGAUAUUCUGAAUGGUUAAGAAAAUCGGGUAAGGAUGUUGAAAUAAUUGAAUACCCGAAAAUGAUCCAUGGGUUUCACUUGUUUCCAUUUUUACCCGACGUUUCUGAGUUUCUUUCUCAUGUUAACCAUUUCAUUGUCAAACAAGUAGCUGGUAGUUAGAAUUCUGUCA
Molecule: messenger RNA, 1089 nt
Organism: Vigna angularis (adzuki bean)
Lineage: Eukaryota; Viridiplantae; Streptophyta; Magnoliopsida; Fabales; Fabaceae
Product: probable carboxylesterase 18
Exons: 1
Coding region: 96-1079 (327 amino acids)
Biological process (GO): pollen tube growth
Molecular function (GO): carboxylic ester hydrolase activity
Source: RefSeq, a predicted model, not a curated record